CCAGCUCCCUGUCGCCGCUGCUGUCCACGGAGCAGGCGCAGACGCUGGCGCAGGGCGGAGAGCGCCGCGUGCGCUUCCUGGACGCGUCCUGGUACCUGGACAAGAGCCGCGACGCCAAGAAGGAGUUCGCGGCCGAGCGCCUGCCGGGCGCGCAGUUCUUCGACAUCGAGCAGAUCUCGGACGGGACGUCCACGCUGCCGCACAUGCUGCCCACGCGUAAGAAAUUGCGCCUAAAAGUUAGCCCUAAAACGUAGAGGGAAGUAGGAUUAGCCACACUCUUAACAGUUGCUUGUUCCUCUUGCCUGCUAGCGGAGACCUACGAGCACGCCAUGAGGUACCUCGGCGUGGAGAACGACGACACAGUGAUCGUCUACGGCGGCAAGCACUGCUUCAGGUGCGCCGGCAGGGCAGCGUAGGGUAUUAGAGUGUUGGUAGGGGUGGUAGGGGUCCACUAGUUGACUUGUUUUACGUGAUGAUGCAGCCCCGCGCGCUGCUGGUGGACGUUCAAGUACUUUGGCCACGACAGCGUCCACAUUCUGAAUGGUGAGUUGGCCACUACCCUUCUACUACUACGGCUGGCGGUGCAAAGGACUAUGAACUCACACACACGCGUCGUCUAUUGUUGCAGGAGGCAUCACCAAGUGGAAGAGCGAGAAGCGCGAGAUCGAAACCGGAGAGCCGCAGACGGUGGUGGCGGGCGCCGCGUACAAGGCCAAGCCCAACGAGGACCUUGCCGUGUCGUGGGAGGACGUGCUGGCCAAGAUCGGCUCGGACACCCAAAUCGUGGACGCUCGUGGCGCCGCGCGCUUCUACGCCAAGGAACCCGUACGUUGGCAUGGUGCCACAGUAUACAAGGACGUCAGGUUUAACUUUUUUUCUUGCUUCGUAUUUUACAGGAGCCGCGUCCAGGCAUGCGUGGUGGUCACAUCCCUGGAUCCCUCAAUGUGCCGUUUGGAAAGCUUGUGAGCCCGGACGACUACUCGGUGAGUUGAUAUUACCCCGAGUCAGUGAGUCGAGUGGAGAGCGUCUAACCACAACUAUACCUGCGUGCAGCUUUUCCGCGAUCUGGCUGACAUUAAGGCUGCCUUUGCUGAAGCAAGUAAGUGCAGUCACCACUCAUAGUCCGAGGAAUGAGCUGCUCCUCACGUUUUGUCUGAUUGAUGACACCUAUAUAGACGUGAAGACAGAUGAAACGAGCCCGAUUAUUACGAGGUGCGUCGCUCGCUUUGCUUGCUCAAGCACGCGUUGUCUGAUAUUGAUGCAACCUGUUGUGUACAGCUGCGGUUCUGGUGUGACUGCGAGUGUGCUGACGUUUGGCUUGCAUUUGGCGGGAAAGCCGUUGGACAAGUAAGUCCGAGCGAAACCCAUGUCCUGCAUGCCAAUUCUGACUAUGUUUUGUUUCCCUUGCAGAGCCCCUGUGUACGACGGGUCGUGGUCGGAGUGGGGCCUGCGCAGCGACCUUCCUUUGGAAAAGGAGUCGAAGUGAGUGCACCGCUAGACAGGCGCGAACCUGGAUACGCAGCGAGAAUGUGUCAACCCUUGAAAAGUUUGCCGCGUGAAAUGGGCAAGUAAAAGUCUACCAAUAAUGCAACGAAAUGUUGCUACAGGAUCGUGAGUAUUCCCGUUCCUGUCGAUGUUAACGUUGUUGUAAUAGCCGUUUACUACACUUUGCCAAUCCAAGUUUGUAAAGCAAAACGCUGUGAAGUAACUUAAGUAACAUCCAAAAAUCGGAAAAUAAUUUCUGAAAUUAGUAUUUAGAGCAAUGUGGAUUUAGUGCAGAGCAAACUCAAAUCACUGGUCAGUAACAGACUGUCUCCGCCGGCAACAUGCUUAUGCACACCGAGAAGGGCGUGACUGGGUGCUGGUUGCCGACUGCAACGGCAUCCCUCCCACUACUGCCCGCAACAUCGUCCAGCGCCAAGCCGCUGAUGUCAAGAAGAGAGGCGACGCGCGGGCGGCGUGCACGAAGUGUACUCCAGAAAUGGAGGAAGCUCUCGUGGGCUACCUGGAAGACAACUGCCAGUACACACUCGUGCAGAUGCAGGAAAUGCUUGCGUUCGACUUCAGGGUGCACAUCAGCACUUCGUUGAUCAGUAAGAAGCUUUGCGAUAAGCUUUACACUGUUAAGCAGGUACGCCUUCAAGUUAUUAUGCUAUCACUUUUACCAUCUACUGUACUGUACUAAAUAUGUUCCCUGUGAUAGGUUCGCGUAGAGCCCGAGACCUGCAAUAAUGCUGUAAAUAUCGAGAAGAGGAGGGUGUUUGGUGAAGCGUUGCUGAAGCAUGAGCGGAACGGUGCUUUUAUCGUGUAUUAUGACGAGACCAACUACUACUGUACAACCUGUACUGUAAGCGGACGGAAGGUCUGUCGCCGCUGCUAUUCGUAGCGAGCCCAUGAAGUAUGGAACUUAGAUGUUUGCUGUGGACUAAAUCCACAUUGGUCAGUACUAAUCCUCGAAAAUAAGUUUUUGAAAAAAAUAUUUUUCGUAUUUACGGGACUCUCGGCUUUGCCUUGCGCUACUGCCAACUUGGAUUGGCAAAGGUCGAUAGCCUGUAAACGGCGUUUACAGGCUAUCGACAAAUCGAUCAUGAUGGUGGGUGCAAUCACGGAGGAUAUCUCACACGAUUGCGCUCGUCUUCGGAUUACAAUGCAGACCCUAGCUGUAUGUAGCGCUUACAUCUUCUCUCACUUUGCAAUCUUCCUCCUACCCAGCACUGCACAGCUCGACCUCUCUCAUUCACCCGCAGAUUCCAACCGACAAUAUGCCUCCGUACCGUGCAGUUCAAGUGCACAAGUUGACCAAAAACUUCCGAGCUGCUACCAAGAUCGUUGACGUGCCUGAACUACCCACCGCUAAGCCGGGCAGCAUCAUCGUGAAGAAUCGCUAUCUGGGCAUCAACUCCACUGACGUCAAUCUCACCAAUGGAAUGUACAACGACAAGUUGCCGUUCUUUGCGGGCGUCGAAGGAGCAGGACUCGUGACCGAGGUCGGCAAUGGCGUCACCUCAGUGGGAGUUGGAGAUGCUGUCAUGUACCAGACACUCGGGGCCUACGCUGAAUACGUCGAAGUGCCAGUAUCUGCUGCCAUCAAGAUCCCGAAGCUCUCGCGGAACGCACUACCCGUAGCGGUGGGCGGCGUCUCCGCUUCCAUGUGCCUCGAAGACCUUGGCGAGAUGAAGUCGAACGAGACCGUUCUCGUGACUGCAGCCGCUGGUGGCACAGGGCAGUUCGUGGUUCAGCUGGCCAAACUUGCAGGUAACCACGUCAUUGGAACCACGAGCUCCGACGAGAAGGCGGAAGCUCUCAAGCAACUCGGCUGCGAACGUGUGAUAAACUACAACAAAGAAAACGUGAGCGAGGUGCUCAAGAAGGAGUACCCGAGCGGCGUGGACAUUGUGUUCGAGUCCAUCGGUGGCGAAAUGUUCCGUGCCGCUGUCGACAACAUCGCAGUGCGUGGGCGCAUCAUCAAGAUCGGCUUCAUCUCGAGGGUGUUGGAGACCGAGACCAAGGACGGCGACGACUCUCUCAAGCCCAAGCCGCUGCUGUCGUGGGAAGCGAACGAGAAGAUUCUCAUGAAGUCGGCCUCGAUCCGCGGGUUCUUCAUGUAUCACUUCGAGGAGCACAUUCGCGAACACACAGAGCGGCUACUGAAGCUCAUCGACGAGGGAAAACUGAAGCCGGGCGUGGACCCCACGACGUACAAGGGGUUCGAGUCCAUCCCCGACGCCAUCGAUCGGAUGUUUGCGCGCGAAAAUGUUGGCAAGCUCAUCGUUACGCUGGAGUAGGAAGGAUCGGACAGGUCGGUGAACAAGCGAUCAUCACAUCUGUCUAUUAGUUCGGUCCGGAGCUAUGAACAGCUAGUGAACACUUUGAAGCGUGAAGACUUCUUCCGUUUGCAUCAAUGUGUAGGUAGUUAGUGUUUCUUCUUCAAAGCCUUCACCUUCUUAGCAUGCUUGGCCGAGUUCAUGUGUCCAUUGUAUUUCUUCACGUCGCGGAACGUGAGACCGCAGGGCUGGCAAGCCGUCUUGGUUGGAGGUGCAGGUGCUUUCUUCUUCGCAGCUCCCUGCAUAACAAAAAUAAUAAGUAGUAGGUCAGCAUGGUGUUCAACGUGGUAGCAGACGAUGACCUAAUUGUCACGCACCUUCUUGGCAGCGGCAAUGUCGCGCUUGGGCUCUCCACUACU
Molecule: messenger RNA, 4183 nt
Organism: Phytophthora sojae
Lineage: Eukaryota; Oomycota; Peronosporomycetes; Peronosporales; Peronosporaceae
Exons: 1
Coding region: 2763-3785 (340 amino acids)
Cellular component (GO): mitochondrion
Molecular function (GO): zinc ion binding; oxidoreductase activity
Source: RefSeq, a predicted model, not a curated record